Brassica napus (rape) is the source of this 5904-nucleotide messenger RNA. RefSeq lists its product as uncharacterized. The record is from RefSeq and is a predicted model, not a curated record. The transcript has 4 exons. Lineage: Eukaryota; Viridiplantae; Streptophyta; Magnoliopsida; Brassicales; Brassicaceae. The coding region runs from base 3034 to 3867 and encodes 277 amino acids.
AAAUGAAGAUAAAACAAACUAAUAUCACAAAACAAUAAAACAUUGCGUGUGUGAUGAACGUCUUUACCAGAUUAAUUGAAUUUGUUUGGGUUUUGAAUCGGGAAAAUUUAAAAGAAAUGGUUUACCUAAGUGUCUUUAGAUAUUUCCCAAAUGAAGAAACGAGACGAACGACAAAAGCAUGUGAGUUUCAACUUUCAACGUUUUGUCCCGAUUGAAGUUAUUCUGAUAAGGACACGUGUCAGCGAUAUAAUUCAUGAUAUAGCCCACAUUUUGUAUGUUAGUAAGAGACAGACGAAAGAAAAUAAAUGAAAAAACUAUAUCUACCACACCAUGUUCAAGACUAAGGCUUCGAAACGGAAAAAAUAGGAAAGUGGGUGCCGAGUUAUCAAUUUAGGUUUCGGAUCGCAUUAAGUUUUUAUUUGUGUGAUGGAUCGCGACCAUUUUUGACCCUAUGCAAAUUAUGUGUAAAAUACGUCGAACACCAUGGUCAACCACAUUAAUCACAAAAACGCCAUUGAAUCCUUGCAUGUGAGAAACUGUCUCGAUUCCCAACACCGUCGACCCAUUAACUUCGUCGUCUUUACUGACUGACAUGUUAUUGGCGGUAAACCACUGCGAUAAUUAAAUACCUCUCUCUCUCUCUCUCUCUCUCUCUCUCUCUCUCUCUCUCUCUCUCUCUCUCUCUCUCUCUCUCUCUUUCCUCUCUCUCUCUCUCUCUCUCUCCUCUCCCUCUCUCUCUCUCUCUCUCUCUCUCUCUGUCUCUCUCUAUCUUUCGCUCUCACACCUCUCUCCUCGCUGCAGCGAUUAGUCGUGGAAUCAAGAAAUCCCAAGAACUCUUUCGCGGCUGUGAGCUCUGUUUCAGCUCGGAGAGCGGUGGAUCGUCUUAUAUUAUACCGAUAUGGUGUUGGAAGCGGAGAAAACAGAGAAGUUGGUGCGUCGGCGGACCAGAUCUAGGGGCGAAAAACAGAAACACCCCUCACCUACCAAAGAUCAACGGUACCCAGGUUCGUCUGCUCGUUUAUUGAAAAAGUUCAAGUAUUCCGCCGAUUCCUUGCAUGUUAGUCUCGAUUCUGGGUAGAAUUAGGUUUUUGUAAAGUUUUUGUCCUAAUUUUGCAUACCUCGUCUUUUUUAUUUAUCUUUUUCGGAUUUCUUAGUUUCUGACUCCGACGCCGGUGAAGCGGGAUCGUCGAUGGACUCGAGCGCAGAGGGAUCUUCGCCAGUAGAGCCCCAGGGUGGGGACGUCGGUUCUUUGGCGUUGAAAUUUCCUUCAAGACUUUUUACCGCAAAUUCUUACCCAACUGCUUUGCAUCUGAACAUUUACUGGAAGGCAAACGUCAUUGGUGCUGUGGCGGCUUGUCUUCAAGGUUCGCCCGACAUGGACAUUUUGCUUCCGCUCUCAGUUUGGCAAGAUUUUUCAGCUGCCCGUCGUCCGCUGCCAGAACUCUACAAAGCUUAUUGGUAACCUCGUCAGCUUAUUAUGAUAUGCAAAUUUGAACUUUGGUUCACCUUCGGUCGUCAUCCUCUAUGCUUCUCGCUCGAUGAAUUUCACGGCGUCACUGGUUUAAACGGCGGAUCAUUCGAUGUUGGAGAUUCUGAGGCUGACGAAGCUCCAGGUUCUACAAUGUGGAACAAGCUAUUUGAUACAACACUGGGGGACAUUACCUUGAGUCACGUUCUUGAGAUGUUGCGGAAUCCAUUCCUGGCUCGAUGGAAACGUGUUCCUUUGGCUCUAAUAGCCUUGGUGGACGGGAUUGCAUGUUGCAAUAACAAAACACUCAAACUCACCCCGAGGUAUGUCGAGAUGCUCGGCGACAUUGAAAGCUUGGUGUAUCCAUGGGGUAGAGAAUCGUUCUUGGCAACCUUACCUCGUUUUUUACCUCCCCCAGUCAGUAAAGUUAUAAAAGACCCAGUGCAAGCAAUGCGGAUCCGGUUAUCUCAACAGACAACAGCCUGCUAUGGCUUUCCACUAGCUCUCCAGUUGUUCGCUUUUGAAGCUUUGCCUCAGCUGUUGUGUAAGAUUCCCGACGGAGCAAGAACUACAACUUUCUUGGAGGACCCUACAGCUUGCAAAGAUAUUGUUACUAUCCUCAGCGUACAUGACAUUCUUGUCAUCGAAGCAGAUGUAGCUUUAUCCGUACACGUGGACAUGAUUCCUGAAAGAGAACGGCAUAUGUGGCUGGGGGAGGUUGAAGAGGACCGAGUAACUCGUUUGGUUGAGAUGAUGCGUAGUGGAAUAACAUUUAAACUUGAAGAUUUCUCAGGUGGAGACAGGUCAUUUGCCACUAAGACAAAAAAAAAGCAGGUGGAUGUAUGCUUAAGGACGAGAAACCUGGUGGUGGAACCGUCCACCGCCGUAAUUUACAUCCACGUAAACCUGUGGUUGUUAUUUGCAAUGACGAAUCAUCAUCUGGAGACGGCGGACCAGAGGGACCCCCUCAAACAGGCGGGUGAACACAUGAAGAUUUGAAGCCGUGGUUUGCGGAGCAGUUGAAAAAGAUGUCGACUGAGUUUAAGCACCACUUAUGUGAAAUGGAGAAAAAUAUAUGUAGGCACUUAGGGGUGCCCAAGGCUACCAUCAGCAAGAGUCGGAAGAGGAAGCCGAAUGAGGAUAAUCAUGGACAGUCUGAGUCUCAGAUCAGUGGUGGGAAACAAACACGGUCGCCAAUCCACAGGAAAAAAAAACAAAACCGACGGCUAGUAGUCCAGGAGGGAAAAAACAUUCUUGUGCACUUCGCUCAGGAGACGGCAACGAUGCAUCUGAAGUGGUACACCUAAGGGAUCAUGUACUAAGUUGAACAUAUUCGGAUAUUUUAUAUGUUCUGACCCGACCGCUUUUUUCAGGCAACCAAAGGAGACACCCCAACGUUAUUUGAGAGGGAGAAAUGUUUUGAAAACGAGUAUCAUAACACUCGUAGUCCACCAUUUGAUGAAAAUAUCGCCGAUGAGGUUAAGUUUGUGACUCUUGUUUUGUUAUUAGGUUGGUUUGUAAUUGGUGUACACUUUUAUAAGUGGUAUACGAUUUUCUUACAGGGUAUGAGUACACCCAACGCUGCUGAGGAUUGUCUGCAACCAGAAAAAUCUGGCACUGCGGUCACUGCGCUCUUCGUGUAUUCGAAUGUUUUAUUAGUUCGGUCUCAGUCUUAUGUGUCACCACCAAAGAGUACUCUAACCAGGCGGUACCGAGAUGAAGAAUCCGUACCUGUUGCGUGGGAGGAAAGAAACCCUAAUCUCCACAAUUCGGUUAAAACAGUACAUGCGAGUCAUCCUGCAUCAUCAACCUACCCCAAGUCUGAACCAAUGGUUGCAUCCACCGGAAAUAAAGACGUAGGGGAACCAGUGCUUGUGGAAGAGAAUCUUGAAAGAGUCCCUUCCCCUGUUGUGGAGGGCGGCCCCCAUGAGCCACCUCUCGGAGAGGAGAGGAAACCUUGUUCCUUGACGGAGGAGGACGAAAAAUAUGACAGUUGCAAGGAAGAUAUCUCCAAUGAUUCCCAGUUGCAAGAGAAAGAAACCCAACCUAAACGAGGCCAUCCACUAUCUGACACUGACGAUGACUCGAAUGAUGUGGAGAGUGGUGGUAAACGUCAGCGCAAAAAAUCAAACAAGAUUCGUGGAGUGUACACCCCAGAAGCAAGGUUGAAAGGUUUGUUCAGCAGCGAGAAGAAGGUUGAGUAUAAGCCCAUAGGGAAGACGAGUCGAGCGGUUUUUAACAGGAAGUUCGAAAUCAAAACUGGUACCGUUGUCAUGAAUUCCUUCUUCCUUAACAUAGCUGAGCCAGAGAAAUGGUUGUCUGACGAGGUAAUAUUUAUAUUUGUAUCGUCGUCACGUAUUCUUUUUUUUUGUCUCUUACGAAGAGAGUUUUGCAACUAAUCUUUUUGUUUAUAAUAAUGUCAUACAACACAUGCAUGUCAUAAUGGAAAUGUUGUGGAUGCGUCGUGGGCAGGUUCUAAAAAAAAAAACGGAUGAUCAUUUUUGAUCCAUACUUCACAAAACUCAUUCAAUCAUCCUGGACUGCUUUCAGUGAAGUUGAAGAUAAGCUACAUUUCGAUUGGGGCAAGAACAUAGCAAGUUAUGUGACAGGAAAGACCAAGGGAAAAACCUGAAGUUGGAACUUGGCCGCGAUGUUGAUGUGGUGUACGCUCCAAUGAUGUGGGGUGCAGAUCAUUGGUGGGUCUUUGUAUUAACUUUCUCACCGCGAAUGUGACGAUCUUUGAUUCUUACAUCCCUCACAGUGGAACUAUUGAAGAAGUCGAUGCACACAUGGCUCCGCUGCUUAGCUCCUUACCAUAUAUAUUGGAACAAUACGUGGGGUAUACUAUUCAACACGCGAAGGAAGGAUAGCGAUAUUACUCGUGGAGUAGUGUUGUAGGGAUCUAUCAGAACGGAAGGACUGUCGACUGCGGGACAUGUGCAGCUAAGUUCAUUGAGAUGCAUGCUAAUGGUGAUGACAAGGAGGAGAUGAGUCUGAUUACGGACAAAAUUGUUGACAGAUUUCGAGAGAAGUAUGCAAUGGACUGCUACGAAGAAUUCGUUGGCGAUUUUAGAGUUCCGAACAAGGGCUCAAUGAAGUAGAAGUUUCUCUCUUUCACCUGUCGGUUUUCCAAAACGUUUUCCGCAUGCAUGAUUACUUAAGGUGUGUUGUUAUAAUGGUGUCUGAACUUAAUGUUUUGUUUGCUGUGUUUGCCUAGUUAACCAAUGAACUUAAGGUGUGUUAUUAUAAUUGUGUAUUGAUGUUUACUAUUUUGAGAUCUAGUUACAUAUGUAAAAUAACAUAUGUACACGAAUCAAAUGCAGCUGCACAUGCAUUCAUAAUUCAACUGCAAGAUCUUUUAAUUUUAAAAUAACGCAAUUACAGAAAUAAGGAAAUGAAAUUAAAGAAAUACUGGAAUAUUAAGAUGUACACUUGUUGAAUGGUGUACAGACGUUAGGUGUUAGGUGUAGAUGUACUCCUAUUGAAUGAAAUUAGAGAAAUAAGGAAAUGAAAUAAGAUUUUUAUGGAGAAUGGUCUUAGGUGUACAUGCGCUCGGUGUAGAUGUACACAUGUUGAAUGAAAUUAAAGAAAUAAGGAAAUGUAAUUAGAUUUAUAAGGAAAAUAAAUGAGAUUUAUAAGGAGAAUAGUCUUUAAGAGUGAUAUGUGGGAAGAACAAUUGCCACGUGUAAUUUUAAAUAGUGUAGGUGAUAUUCAAGACAAAUAAAGCCGUUAGGUGAUAUUCAAAACAGAUCUAGUCGUUGGGAGAAAUUGAAAACCAAUAUUACCGUUAGGAUUUAGAAAAGUCUACUUUGUUUCCCUAUUUAAAGAGAAUGAACAAUGAUGUUUUCAAUUCUCAAGAAACACCAUAAGGUAUAUUCAAAAGCCCCUUCGCAAAUUAUAAUGACGGAUCCUUACUACGCAGAUAUGAAGCAACACAGAAGGGAUGCAGAUUGGCGUAAGUGUGUUCUCUAUGCUCACCAUAAAAUACCGAAAAAGUGUACCUGCGGUGGACCUAUCAGAUUGGGAACCGACGAGGAAAGAAUGAGUUACACGAAUGCAAAGAGUUUGAGGUGAUAUUACAAAGUUCAUAAUCUUAUAUGCAUUUACUAGUUUUACUAACCACCCAAUCCAAAUAUUUAUUCUUUAGAAUGAUGGGUUCCACAUUCGAUAUAGUUGUUUUGAUGCUAUUGAAGAAGAGUUGGAAGAGUUGAGGAGGAAGUUGAUGACCAGGUGAAGAGCCGAAUGAAGAUGGAGGAUGAGAUUAAGAAAAUGCGUGAAGAUAUAAACCUGCUCAAGAAAUUUGUUAAGUGCCCCCCGGUGUUGUGGUUUUUUUAAAUAAUCUGUUAUGUUUUAAUUAAUGUGUUAUGUUUUGUUCGAUGUUUAGUUAUGUGUCCCCGGUGUUUAAUUAAUGUGUUCUGUUAUGUUUGAUUAAAAUA